Messenger RNA from Exophiala spinifera, 858 nucleotides. RefSeq lists its product as uncharacterized. The record is from RefSeq and is a predicted model, not a curated record. The coding region runs from base 1 to 858 and encodes 285 amino acids. The transcript has a single exon. Gene Ontology annotation, molecular function: oxidoreductase activity. Lineage: Eukaryota; Fungi; Ascomycota; Eurotiomycetes; Chaetothyriales; Herpotrichiellaceae.
AUGCUGUGUGAUCAACUCCCCAUUUAUCCCGAUCUCCGUGGUAAGGUCGCCCUGAUCACAGGAAUAGGACAGGUUGGCCCAUUAUGUGCGAUCGAUACCGCUACUUGGGGUAACGGUGCAGCAAUAUCUCUCGUUCUGGCACGGAAUGGCGUGAAGGUGUUUGGCUGCGACAUCAACCUUAAAGCUGGAAGUCAGACCAAGCUCCGAAUUCUCAACGAGGUACCCGAUGCUAUCGUCGAUGUGAUGACGGCGGACGUCACAUGUUCGUCGGCGGUGAAGAGUCUUGUCCAAGCAUGCGUACAGAGGCACGGUCGAAUCGAUAUUCUCAUCAACAACGUGGGCCGUAAUGAACCUGGUGGACCGGUUGAAAUAUCGGAAGAAACAUGGGAUGAUCAAGUCAAUAUCAACUUGAAGAGCGUCUAUCUGACAUGCCACUAUGCUCUGCCCAUCAUGGAGUCUCAAGGGGUCGGGUCGGUGGUGAAUGUCAGCAGUAUUGCUGGUCUGAGAUAUCUCGGCAAGGCAGAGGUUGCGUACUCAGCGGCAAAGGCUGCCGUCACACAGUUCACCAAGCACACGGCCAUGCUAUAUGCCCAACGUGGUGUGCGGUUAAACACGGUCCUACCAGGACUGAUGUUCACACCUCUGGUGCAUCACAUUGCCAGCAAAUUCUCCAACGGCAACAGCGUAGAAAGCUUUGUGGCUACGAGGCACGGGCAGGUGCCAAUGGGUCGGAUGGGAGAUUCUUUGGACGUGGCGAAUGCUGUCGUCUUUCUCUCGAGCAACAUAGUCGCAGGAUUCAUAACAGGUCAAGAAGUCGUUGUUGACGGAGGAAUGACUUCUAGUACUGGUCGAAUAUGA